Molecule: messenger RNA, 1503 nt
Organism: Penicillium samsonianum
Lineage: Eukaryota; Fungi; Ascomycota; Eurotiomycetes; Eurotiales; Aspergillaceae
Exons: 2
Coding region: 1-1503 (500 amino acids)
Source: RefSeq, a predicted model, not a curated record
AUGGACAACCCUGAAUAUUUCAUCAGCUGGGGGUCAGAGAGACACGUUCCACUACGACGAUUCGAAGACCUCCAGCCAAAUCGCCACGACCUUGUUCGGUAUUAUGGAGAGGUCCUUGAGACAGCUCAAACCUUCACACAGCAUUUUUCGAAACAGCCGCUAAAAAGUUACGACAUGGAAAGAUCGCUGAGAAAGAAUAUGGGCUGUGACCCUUCCUGCCUGGAUGAAGAUGAAAACAGCACAUCUAUUUGUUGGUUGGACAUUGUUCGUCAUGGCGAUUUCCAGCAACAAAGUGAUGGAUGUUACCACUGCUUCAUUCAAGGGAAGGUGUUUGUCCACGACCAGGAAUUACACAAUAGGGUCGACUUUUGCCGAAGCCACGCCCUCCAAAUUUCCAAUUCGGGACCAAGCUACGCAGAUGUGGAAAGGGAGGCGGAGGCCACUAAGGAGAUAUUGACUGAUAUCUCCAAGGAACUAAGAGACGUUUUAAAAUAUACGAAGGGUCUAGGAAAACUCCAACGAGCAUUGAAGAUACGCGAUAGCAACCUUCAAUCCCUCCGAGGCCCUACCGUAAUAUCUCCCACAACAACAAGUCCACCACAGUGUCUGACGCCACAUGAGCCUGAUACCACUGUAUCUGUCGAGAGGCCCCGUGCAUCAAGUUCAGCACAGUCAAGCGGGUCGGAAACCACUUCCGACGACGACCAUGAUAAGCCAAUGGCGAUGGGUUGCAGCAGUUCCUCAGAAGACUCAAGUGAGGAUGAGUCAGAGGACGAGGCCACAGAGGACAAAGGGACGGGAGAUGACAGUUCCAAGAAUGACACCAGUCAACUGAGGAACAAUAACUCUGAUAAUGGAGGCAGCGCGGCACCAGAUAAUGCCAUGGUUGUUUCAUUGAACCCUCUGUCCUCCAGGACUCUAUCUUCGAGGUCUCUAAUGGCAGAGGAAAAUAUCAUCUCAACAGGCCAUGCCUCUCUGCUAGGAGACAUUGGAGACGCCGUCUCGGUGAACACCGCGUCCUCGAGAAAUUCAUCGUCCAUAUCUUCGCCAACGGAGAACGAAAAUCGCGUUGCAAUGGAUCUUGUAUCCUCGCAAAAAGCUCCCCAGAUGGAUACGCACCUACCACUCCCCAAAAGUCCGAUUCGCCAGGGGUCCAAUACUCUCAUUGAAAGUGAAGAAGGCCCAUCUCCCCGCGCAGCCAAACGACGGAGAUACAUCGGUGCAUCGAGAGCACAAAAGAAAGUACCAAUGCCCGGUAGGAAGUCCAGUCCUCAAGAGAGAUCGAAUAGUGUGGCCUGGCUGAAGGCCCAUUCAGACAAAAGAUGGACCCAAGGGAGAUUCGAACUCGAAUAUUGCCUCAAAUUUGGCCGUAAACGAGCAUUUAAAACGCUCACGGAUUGGAUGGACAAAGAGAAUUCUCAAGAGGAAAGCAGCCAUAUUGUGGUAUUGAAAGUUCCGAUUCCAUGUCUGCAUGAGGCAUCAUUGAAUGACAAUUCUUCAUAG